Arthroderma uncinatum is the source of this 1035-nucleotide messenger RNA. RefSeq lists its product as uncharacterized. Lineage: Eukaryota; Fungi; Ascomycota; Eurotiomycetes; Onygenales; Arthrodermataceae. Bases 1 to 1035 code for a protein of 344 amino acids. The transcript has a single exon. The record is from RefSeq and is a predicted model, not a curated record.
AUGUUUACUCCUAUCCUUCGGGCUUUGAGGAUUCUCAACGAAGCGCCAGAGAACGACGUCUCUCUGCCCAUAAACACGCAUGCUUCUACAGCUACGCCGGAGAAUGGUCCGACAAAUAUAGAAACGCCCUCGGAUGCUGCAAACGAUGGCAAAAAGGUUGGCGUUGGUCGCAAACGAGAUCGCCAUAUGAACAACAUACCCAGAUUACAUAGUCUCAAGCGGUCGAUGACUAUCUCGUCUCCAUCUGCCUCUGCGUCCCACGACCUUAUCCCGAACUUCUUCAUAUACAGACAGGACGGUACCAAGGUCCCUCUGAUACCGUUGGACGAGUUACCACCUGGCCUGAGGAUCGGGGAGCAAAAUUGGUUCCAUCGUUUCUGGCUAGGGUAUAUGAUUCCCGCUUCGCUCAGCAGGUAUACAAAGAGGGGGGAGUAUGAAGUCACCAUUCAAGCCGGUGCACAGCUCAAACCGCAAACAUCGAGUACAGUGGGAGGUAGAACGUCCGCAGGCCGGGAGCAGGGUGACCCCAUUGUCGAACGCUACCGUUGUGUGGGUAGUAGGCACUGCGAAGAGGAUGGCUGUGGUGACUACCCGUGUCACCUUGAUAGGAAAACUCCUCUUGAAUCUCCUUUAUUGACACCGCAAGAUCUGAAAAGGAGUCGCAGUCAAGUGCCGCUCACUCCGCCAAACUCGUUGGCCACGCCUCUGUCAGGGGCCCAAAGCAUCAAGUACAAAGGCGGCAGGGCCGACGUCCAUAGUCCUGACCAGGACAUAGAUACCCUCGGUCUCCAAAGGGGUUUGGAUAGUCUGGCUCGUCAACAAUCAGCCUCAUCGCAAGGCAGCGAAUCAAACUCUCCGUAUCUAUUGGAUCUUGACUCCAUAAAGGGGACUUCAAGCCAUACUCCCGCAACACCAGUAGACCCAAAUGACACUGGGGGAGAAAAUUUCGACGUAUUGACGCUUUCGAAUAGCGUGCCACCACGGUUAGAUACAGAGGAAGAGCCACAGGCUUCCCGCAGAUUGACAUUUCCUUGA